GUCUGUUUUUGCUGCCAGUAACUCUUUAACUUCAGCUGCUGUACGGUGUCGUUAUCAACCAGGUGAGUCAUAAUGGCAUCUGAGGACGAGGUCAACGAGCACCUGAUUGAAAACUUCAGGCCGAGGUUGCGAGAGCUUGUUGUGGUGCAGCAGGUCCUGGAUUAUUUGCAUUUAAUCGACAGCAACCAGAAGGAGCGGAUCCGAAAGAAAGAGGCGAACGAGGGGAAUGCUGAGGCCGUGGAUCUCCUCAUUUCCGCGGUCAUCAGGAAGCCGCACGGCCCCGGCUGGUUCACGGCUUUUGUGGAUGCUUUGGAGCAUUCAGGAUGCGGGUACGCAGCGGACAUCAUGCAGGCCAACCUGCCGGCACCUGAGGUGGAGGCCCGGAAUGAUUACUGUGUGAAGCUCAUUCAGCUGCUGUCUCCCAGUCUUGUGGACAUGAAGACCGAAGACGUGCGCGUCCACUGUCUGUCUCAGGACCUGCUGACCCCAGCGGACGCUGAGAUAGUUGAAACCACAACAACAAACAAGGGACGCGCGAGCGGAGCCAGUGAGCUUCUGAGGAGGAUCGUGAGAGGUCGGCCAGGAUGGUUUUCGAAAUUCCUCGAUAUCCUGCGUGAAACUGGCCACCAGCACCUGUACGAGCUGACUGGAGGCUCGCCUGACUGUGACAAGCAAGGUUCAGAUGUGGAGAUGCCUUCACUGAGCGACGAGCCUGCAGGAGGCAAAGCUGCCACAGAGAAGAGUCCAGAGGCAGCUGAGGGCUGUGACAGCACACAGUUUAUGGACAUCAACAUAACCGAGAGCCCUCAGGAUGAAGCCACAGAUCUGUACGCAAGCCCGGAAUUCACAGCUCCGCCUAACAGCUCGGAGGCUUCACACCCAGAUGGAACUCAUUCAGUAGCAGCAGCCAAAGGCCCAGAAAAAGCUGAUAUUGUUCUUCGAGCUUAUCAGGCGGACGUUGCCAGACCUGCCCUGGAGGGAAAAAACAUCAUCAUAUGCCUCCCGACAGGAAGCGGUAAAACCAGAGUUGCCGUUUACAUUACCAAAAAGCAUCUGGACAACAGGAGGGCAGAGGGCCAAUCAGGGAAAGUGGUCAUCCUGGUGAACAAGAUUCCUCUUGUGGAGCAGCAUUAUGCCGCGGAGUUCCUGCCAUAUUUGAAGCGCACGUAUAAAGUGGAGAGAGUCAGCGGGGACUCGCAGCUCAAAAUCUCUUUCACAGAGAUUGUGAAGAAAAAUGACGUCAUCAUUUGCACUGCCCAGAUUCUUGAGAAUUACUUGGAGAGGUCUAAUACAGGAGAGGACGAAGGGGUGAACCUAAGCGAUCUCACGCUGAUCGUGAUAGAUGAGUGUCACCACACUCAGAAGGGAGGCGUCUACAACCACAUAAUGAUGCGCUACCUGAAGCAGAAGCACAAGAACUCGAGGCUGAAGAAGGAGCAGAAGCAGGCCGUGCCCCUCCCUCAGAUCCUGGGCCUGACCGCCUCGCCGGGGGUCGGGGGAGCCACCAAGAUGGAGAAGGCCGAGGAGCACAUACUGCGCAUUUGUGCAAACCUGGAUGCUUCCAAAAUCAUGACAGGGAGCCUCGGGGAAUACAAAAAGGAACCAAGGAAAAUAGUCGUAUCUGUUGAAGACAGAAAAGAGGAUCCCUUUGGCGAUGUAAUCAAGAAAAUCAUGAAUGCCAUUCACACCCAUGCCGAGCUGAGCCCCACCUGUGACCUCGGCUCUCAGAAUUACGAACAGUGGGUCGUUCAAAAGGAGCGAAAAGCUGCGACGAUGGAAGAUCAGAAGGUGCGGGUCUGCGCAGAGCACCUGCGACAGUACAGCGAGGGUCUGAACCUCAGCAACACCAUUCGCAUGCGCGAUUCCUUCGGUUUCCUGAACAAAUACCACGAGGAGGAGAGGAAGAAAAAAACGACACCAGACGAGGAGCAGUGCAUACAAAUCACAGAAACCGAGAGAUUUCUCUUCACUUUGUUUCAAGAGAACAAGAAGGAGCUGCAGAGGCUUGCAGAUAUUCCAGAGUAUGAAAAUGACAGCCUGUCAAAACUCAGAGCUAAAAUUCUGCAAGAGUUCAGCACCAGGGAGGCGGCCAGAGGGAUCAUUUUCACCAAAACACGUCGCAGCGCCAUCGCUCUAAGUCAGUGGAUUCAGGAAAACCCCAAGUUUGCUGACAUUGGGGUGAAAGCCUCGUAUGUCAUUGGAGGAGGGGACCAGAGCGUCGUUAAACCAAUGACCUCUGCAGAGCGUGAGGACGUGCUGACCAAAUUCAGCAAAGGCGAAGUCAACUUGCUGAUCGCUACCACAGUGGCGGAGGAAGGUUUGGACAUACCCGAGUGCAAUUUCGUUAUCCGAUAUGGCCUUGUGACUAAUGAGAUCGCCAUGAUUCAGGCCCAAGGCAGAGGAAGAGCUGAGGGCAGCAGUUACACUCUGGUCGAGGUGAAGAACUCUGGGGUGGCUGAAAAGGAGUGUGUAAAUGAGUACCGCAAGGACAUGAUGAACAAAGCCAUCGACAGAAUCAGAGCCUUGAAUCAAAAGGACUAUGACAAGCGGAUCCUGGAGUUUCAGAUUCAGGCUAUAAUGGAGGAGAAGGUGAGAAUGACAAGGAAGAAGCAGAAGGGCAUGAAGAAUGAGAACCCGUCAGACGUGAAGUUCAGCUGCAGAGGCUGCAGCAAACACGUCUGCACCGGUGAAGACAUCAAGAUCAUCGAGAAGAUGCACAGAGUCAACGUUACGGCACAGUUUAGUGAGCUUUUCAUUCAGAGAGAAAACACCGCUCUUCAAGAACGGCUUCUGGAUUAUGAGACCAACGGCAUCAUAGCAUGCAAAGACUGCGGGCGGAACUGGGGCACCAUGAUGUUCUACCGCGGCAUCGAGUGCCCCUGCCUCCACGUGAAAAACUUUGUGGUGACAUUCAACGAAAAGAAGCUGAGCAAAUGCACCAAGUGGAGUGAGCUCGCCGUCAAGUUUUCCGCCUUCGAUUACGCCGAGCACGCGAGCCAAGUGGCGCAGAGCUCAGACGAUGAAGAGACAUAAUCAUAAUCACGACAGACUCGCUGACGAUCACCUAAACAUCGCUUUCUGUUCUUUCCUUAACUAUGUCUUGCACAGCAAAGAUUGCUGCACCCGUCAAACGGGUAAAAGCAGCACUACCUUUGUCAUGGUGACUGGAGUCACUGGUGGUGGAUAUAAACGUGUGCUGCGAACAUGUCCGAUGCAUGUACAAUAUUUUUUUAUCACUAACAUAAGAAAUGGUCAAAGUAUGACUUUGCCCUAUGGUUGCUGGUUUGUGUAACUAAAAAAAAGUGCUGUAAAAAUCAGUAAAUGUAUUUCCAUAUAAUGACUGGGGGGAGGGAAAAAAAGGAAAAAAAAGAUUUUCCUCUCAAACCCCUGUGGUCUCGUGAGAUGGGAGCCACUGAGUCUGUGAUAGCCCCUCAGAGCCCACCUGUCAACACGCCUGCAGACAAACAAGCGCUGGUGAUUUUCCAUUAAAUCCAACUGGUAAUGAGUCACUACUUUAAAGCCAGUCAGACCUGCUAUUUUUAGAACCGUCUUUUAAGAGCUGCUUCCGCAUAUAGAUUACCUGUGUGAGGUGAUUUCCUGGUGCAUGCCCAAACAUGCAAGUUGCAUUGAUCACAGAACGCAUGAAAGUGUGCCAAAUUGAUCUGUAUUUGGUUUUCCCACUGCAUUUAUAUUCUAAAUAAAUGAUCCAGAGCAUAAUAAAAACUGCCCCUGCCUGGUGAGUG
Chelmon rostratus (copperband butterflyfish) is the source of this 3743-nucleotide messenger RNA. RefSeq names its product interferon induced with helicase C domain 1 (gene ifih1). The record is from RefSeq and is a predicted model, not a curated record. Lineage: Eukaryota; Metazoa; Chordata; Actinopteri; Chaetodontiformes; Chaetodontidae. Gene Ontology annotation, biological process: response to virus; innate immune response; positive regulation of interferon-beta production. Gene Ontology annotation, molecular function: ATP binding; double-stranded RNA binding; single-stranded RNA binding. Bases 73 to 3033 code for a protein of 986 amino acids. The transcript has 16 exons. Gene Ontology annotation, cellular component: cytoplasm.